AACACCGACAUAAGCUGCUGCGCGAGAUGAGGAUAGCAUGUUGAUACUAGCUAUUGUUAUUAGCAACCUCGGCUAAUCAUUAUUUUUGUUCGUAGUUUUUGAGCCGUAGGCCAUGCUAUUGUGUAGAGCGAGCCUGCCUUCGAUGGCUUUGAAGCAGGGUAUAAACUCUACGGCAGAGGCAGCUUUGCAAGCAGCGCCACAACUUCAAACAAACAGACUAGCUGGCAGUACCUGGCCAUUGCGUAACAGCUAUACAGUUAAAUGUUCUCCGGCUUCUAGUUGCGUUCUAGGUGGUUGUGAACAAUCCAUACUCUCAUCUGAUGGAACGCUGAAAAGGACGGAAACUGACAUGUUUUCUGCCAAGAAAUGUAACUCUGUUCGUUUUAUAAUCACGCAAAGGGGACAAUUAUUGAGUCGAGUAACCCCGUUCGGUUUUAAUCUCUCCAACAAAAGUUAUUAUAAAAGUGUCUUCUGCCGUAACCUUACAUAUCGUAACAUUAUGUUACCGUGUAAUUGGACGAAGGGAGACCAAAACAUACAGAUACCGCAAGUAGAUGCACUUGAAUCCCUGCUGUUUACGUCUGGCGCCAAGGUCUGCAAUCAACGCUUUUGUCCUACAUCAAAUUUGCAAAUGAGGGCUCUUUCAUCGGUUGCUGACGCUCCCAAACGGGCGGAGGACUCGGUCGGGGACCAGAUCCGAAAAGGGGGCUCAGCCAAGGGACCUGAGGAACCCAGUCUACCAGAGUCUGAGGAGAACAAACCUAGCAAGACCCAGCAGCUGAAGAAGGUCUUUAAGGAGUAUGGUGCAGUAGGCGUCUCCUUCCACAUAUGCAUCUCCCUUAUGUCUCUAGGAAUGUUCUAUCUCGCUGUGUCCAGCGGGAUUGACAUGGCUGCCAUCCUACACAAGAUGGGGUUUAGCGAAACCCUGGUUGAGUCCAAGUUGGCUGCGGGCACCAGCACAUUUGUCCUGGCGUAUGCUGUUCACAAGCUGUUUGCUCCUCUCCGUAUAAGCAUCACCCUGGUGUCAGUGCCCCUUCUUGUACGAUACCUCAGAAAGACUGGCCUCUUCAAGGCACCCACUUCACCCUGAAUGUCUGAGACCGAAGCCUUCAACUGACACUUUCUAAAAAUUGACUUAAAAUGUAUAUUUUAUUCUAUUGUUGAAUUCCUGCUUGGAGGAAUCAGGAGAUGAUAAGCUGAGCGGAAUUGCUCCAAAGUGUAAUGAAUUAACUCUGAUUUUAGCGUGUAAAGGAAAUAGGGAAUUUAACAUUUAUGUUGGGUUUUCUGAAUUUGAAAAUUACUUGACAAACCAAGUUUGCUUUUAACCCAUCUGUAAAUGUACAAAUCCAUUUUGCCUUUACAAAGUUAAGUAUGCUAGAUACUCAUUGGUCUGUUUGAGGACAUUGAGGAAUUUCUGCUGUUGCUAUUUGUGUUGUCAGGCCAUUGUGUUAACCUUAGCUUCUGUUCACCAGUUCUAACAGAAGUAAUGGUCCAUGGUGAUUUGUUGACCUGUGAGUUUGCGAAGUAAUGCUGUGAGUUGGCCUGGAACAUAAUACAUACGAAAAAGUGAAAUACUAAAAAAGCACUAUCUCUCCUAGAUAUAUUUAUUUUCAAUCAUAUUGAA
Messenger RNA from Esox lucius (northern pike), 1624 nucleotides. It is a transcript of the gene mims2, whose product is annotated as family with sequence similarity 210 member B. NCBI's taxonomy places the organism in Eukaryota, Metazoa, Chordata, Actinopteri, Esociformes, Esocidae. The record is from RefSeq and is a predicted model, not a curated record. The coding region runs from base 113 to 1090 and encodes 325 amino acids. Gene Ontology annotation, cellular component: mitochondrion. The transcript is spliced from 3 exons.